AUGGUCCCGCUCAUACCAAAGCUGGAUAGUGAAGGAAUUGAAAGAAUUCAGCAAUGUAUCAAUGAAGAUGUUGAAAAUGACGAUAUAAAUGAUGAAAUUCAAGAGGACGACAUAAAUGAUAAAAUUCAAGAGGACGACCUAAAUGAUAAAAUUCAAGAGGACGACGUAGAUGACGAAUUUCAAGAGGACGACAUAGAUCUAGAUGAUGAAUUUCAAGAGGAGGAUAUAGAUGGUGAAUUUCAAGAGGACGACGUAGAUGAAGAAUUUAUGGAGGAUGACAUAUCUAACGAAUUUCAAGAGGACGAUCUGGAUGCUUUACUCCUAGAAGACAAACUUGAAUGA
Vicia faba (fava bean) is the source of this 342-nucleotide messenger RNA. The record is from the annotation of a GenBank genome assembly. NCBI's taxonomy places the organism in Eukaryota, Viridiplantae, Streptophyta, Magnoliopsida, Fabales, Fabaceae.